Molecule: messenger RNA, 2208 nt
Organism: Mugil cephalus (flathead mullet)
Lineage: Eukaryota; Metazoa; Chordata; Actinopteri; Mugiliformes; Mugilidae
Product: KIAA1328 ortholog
Exons: 12
Coding region: 50-1654 (534 amino acids)
Source: RefSeq, a predicted model, not a curated record
AUUCCCUAGCAACGCUUGGCUCCCUGGGAGUGGUGGCGGUUGAUUCAAUAUGGCGGCAGCAACAAAAAGAAAUGCAAAUUCGGGGAUAUUUUGGAUGAACGGCGUGUCUGAUGAGGAACAGCCUUUGGUGUUUGUUCCUGGGGUCGACCGAGAGACGAAGACCCCAUUCAAUGUGGGACCCGGCAGCAGCGGUGCAUCCAAUAAAAGAGGCACAAAGAUGGGAAUGAAACGUGUCUCCAACGGCAAAAGUCAGUCAACACAGAAAUCAAGAGGCAAAAAACAGGACCACUCCCAAAGCGAAUGUGAUUCUUAUUCAAAGGAAAACAUCCACCACAGUACGGUGACUGCAGGGCACAUAGUUUCACCACACUCUGGUCCCUCGCUCCCUUUAUUUCAGGUAACGUCUGACACCAGCAGAGCUAAGAGCAGCGAUGUCUGUUUGAAAGAUCUCUGUCCUGAAGAUAAGCGCCGCAUUGCAAACCUCAUUGAAGAACUAGCCAGAGUGAGCGAGGAGAAAGAACAGUCAGUGCAGCGUCUGAAAGACGAACAGGGAAAUUUUGAACGCAAGAUCCAGCAACUGGAGCAACAGAACCUGGUCAUAGCACAGGAGCGGGAGAGCCUGCAGCAGCAAUACAGAGAGUGCCAAGAGCUGCUUGGGCUCUACCAACAAUACCUUUCUCAACAACAGGCGAAGCUCAACCAGUCCAUUGCCCAGCUCAGCCAGCCACCAUCCCACAGCCAGGUGCUCAGUAGCGAGGAAGCCCUCAGCAGGAUAUCUACAAGCAGAGCUAAUGGCUCACUCUUUGAUGGCUCAUACCUCAGCCACGCUGCUAGAGGAGCACAGCAACCUCACAUGCACAAAAGUGGUGACGGAGGAAGAGGACCUGUACAGAUCUGUAGAAACCUUGAAUCUUUUCCCUGCGUUGGUGAUUUAAGUUCAACCGGUGGGCAGAUCAAAGAGCACGUGAGCCAGAAAAGGGCGUUUAAAGAGCCACACUCGUGCCACGAGUGUGAUCACUGCAAAGGUAGCGAUCAUGACACAGACUACGGAAUACAACAAUGGAGAAGUGACAAUGGGUCCCGUCUUGCAAACGGCCACUAUGACACCUUCAACCAAGAAGAGUGUGAAAGGCACCGCAGUAAGAAUAUUAUGAGCUCAGAGGCUAAGGAAGCCCUGACCAGGCCUCACCUGGGUCACGAGGACUGGGAGGAGAAGAGGCACCAGCUGCUGCUGCAGAAGAUGCAGUUGGAGACGGAGAGAGAGAAGCUACAGGCCCGACUUGUGGAGCAGGAGGAGAGGCUCAACAAACAGAAUCAGCAGCUACGUCAAUCACGUCUUGAUUACAGCAGAUUUCAACAAGCUACUCAAGCGCAGCUCAGCACCUCAAGCAUCAGAAAUGGAGGUCCAGAGCCAGAGGGUCCUUCGCACCAAAAUUUACCCUCCAGCGCGUGUGAAGAUGCGAGGGCACAUCCCGGAGGACGGAGCUCGCAUGAAAAACACUUGCAAAGAACACCCGCUCCUCUGGGCAACGCAGAUCCUGUAGAACGGUCCAGCAGGGACAUGGCCACAUCUCCAGCAAGGUCCAUUGCAAGCCCGGUUAAGCCCACAUCAGUUUCUGCAAUCCAAAAGACCCCCGAGGCCAGGUGCCCUUAACGCACUGAUCAACAACAGGCGCUGGUUGUGAACAGGCGGCACCAUCUGUGUGCAGGGAGUGCCAAGGGCCCUGAAGUAUUCGCUCUUUGCCACCAAGCACUAAGACUCCAUUAAGAAGCCUGGGUCCAUGCAUCUUUGGCCAUCAUUUAUUUGCAAAGGCAAUUAAAAUGCUCCCCCACGCAAAGGCAGCAUGUGUGGUGGAAACCACGUCUCCUCUCUUAAUCACUGGAAGUAAUUAGUUCCUGCAAGCGGUAUCAUUAGGUAUCACCGCUGGCACCGUUGUCACAGCCAGUGCACGUCCGGGAUGACAAAAAGAGAUGGAAGAAAAAAAGAGAAUCACCGCUUGUAACGGCGGAUCUUGGGCGAGUUAGACUCCUGUCCAGAAACGUUACAAGGUUGUCCCAAGAGAGGCAUAAUCCAUCAAAGUGAUUUUUCUUCCCCCUCCUUCUCUCCCGCCCCCUCCUGUUCCGCCCCCUGUCUUCUUUGCAACGUAAUCAUUUUCCUCUCACGGGGUGUGACAUUCAUAAAAGAUGCUGGUGCAGGUGCCGCGUCUU